AUGACUAUCCUAGGCGCUUCGUCAUCAGGGACAGCUAACAGAAGCCGUCAAACUCGUCUUCCUCCUGGAGCGACGAGGCCAGCUACUUCAGCCGCUUCUCGACAUCCACUUCCAAGCUUAGCGGCAGUGAUGAGUGCACCGGAGAGACGUAACAUGCCCCUUCUCCACCCACAAAGACUCAAUGGAGGUUUAUGGUUUGGUAUUGAUGAUUGCAUCCGGAAAGAUGUAGUGUCUACAUAUCAAUCUAACUUUUGGGGUCCUUGGUGGAAUUACGGAAUGGUGCCAGCUGAGAAGAAGGCUGCGUGGUGGACUUGUUUUGUGGUAGCAACCAAUGGCAAAGGAAGAGUCUACGGUCUUGGUUCAAUUCAGGAUAUUGAAAAUGAAGACACAGAGACUGCACCAGCUUCUCUUUUUACACAUGUGGGAUUUGAUGCACGCUUGACCACCGUGGAGGGUAUUGUAACAGGGGUUAAAGAAGAUGUAACAGUCUUGAAGGAUGGCUUUUCUGCUGUUAAACGUGGUAUUGAGUUGCUGAUGAAGAUGAAUGGAGUAGAUCCUAUUACAGGUGAACCUCUUCAACGUGAAAGUAAUGCUUCUGUCCCAAGUCCUCAAUCAAGCCAAGAACUUAACCAAAACUCUCCAUCUCCCACUCAGUAA
Messenger RNA from Eruca vesicaria subsp. sativa (arugula), 657 nucleotides. NCBI's taxonomy places the organism in Eukaryota, Viridiplantae, Streptophyta, Magnoliopsida, Brassicales, Brassicaceae. The record is from the annotation of a GenBank genome assembly.